Molecule: messenger RNA, 2773 nt
Organism: Vanessa atalanta (red admiral)
Lineage: Eukaryota; Metazoa; Arthropoda; Insecta; Lepidoptera; Nymphalidae
Exons: 2
Coding region: 34-1296 (420 amino acids)
Source: RefSeq, a predicted model, not a curated record
GGUGCAAAGAACAAGAAAGAUAAGAAAGGGAAAAUGUCUUUAGAUGUAAAUAUAAGUGAACCAGAUGAAUUUAACUGUAUCGAAUUACAUAAUUGUAUUAAAAGUGUCGCAAACAUUUAUAAUAUAGAAGAUUUUGUUUAUCACGUUGACAUUGUCUGCGGUAAAGGUGAAAAUUAUAUCGCGAAUGUAUUUAGAGUGUCUAUUAAUGAAACAAAUAAUGAAAAAAACAGUGUUAGUGUUAUUGUGAAAACUCUUAUCAAUACAACGCGACAAGACUUGUUUAGAGAAUUGCAUAAGAGAGAAGUUUAUGCCUAUAGAAACGUUAUUGAUAAAUUUGUUGUAUUACAAAAUGACAUAGUAGCUAACGAAAGAACUAUAUUACCGAAAUACGUUUUUGCUAGUACAACGAAAAAUAAUGAAGUUAUCAUCUUGGAAGAUUUACUUCUCAGUGGAUUUGUGAUUGAAAGUAAAUUUAAUAAAUAUGAGAAAUUAGAUUAUCCUCAAGUACGACUUAUAUUAACAGAAUUAGCGAAAUUUCACGCUUUAUCAUUUGUGUUUAGAAAAAAAGAUGAAACAAAUUUUGAAAAUUUACUCGACGAUUUUAAAGAUUUAAUUUAUCAAGACAAAUUUCUAAAUAAGACUAAGCUGAGAAAUUAUUUUCAAGAAUCGUAUGAAAUGUCUUUGAAUCUCAUAAAAGACACAGACGCUAAGAAAAAGUUGGAUAAAGUGAAAGAUUAUUUGUUAGAAUUAUUAAGAAUGUACACUAAACCAAAAAGGUAUAACGUAUUUUGUCAUGGAGAUUGUUGGAUCAAUAAUAUUUUGUUCAAGGACGAGGUAAAUAAAUUAUGUUUCCUGGACUUUCAAGCUAUGAGGUAUGCAAGUCCUGCAACAGACAUCCUAUACUUUAUGUAUAUAUGCACAGAUUCUGCCUUUCGAUCUGAAUAUUUUGAAGACCUUAAAACAGUUUAUUAUAAUACCUUUACAAAUUUCUUAAAACAAUUCAACAUAGAAGGUAAUAUUGUUUAUCCACAAGAAGAAUUCGAAAAGGAUAUAACAGAAAUGCUUCCUUUUGGUCUACUCAUAGCUUUAGUAGAAUUGAGAAUAGUCACGACUCGUCCUGAAGAAGAAACUUUAUCCAACGAUUCUACAGACGCCGAUUCUACGAAUGAUGGCACUGAUAUUAAUAAAGCAGUACCAGGGAGUGAAAAAUUAUAUGAAUUACGAGUAAAUGAUGUAGUAGACGAUUCAGUCAAUAACGGGACGUUGAAUCAGCUUUUAGAUCUUGUUAAGUGUUAACAAAUAUUUAAUAGACUUUUAAAGUUAUAUAUCAUAUGAAUUUGGACUAUAUGUAACGUGAACAAAGACACAAAAGAUUACCUGUCUCCCCCGUUAUAUGCUGGUGCACUAGAAUCUCCAAAUGAAGUUCCGUAAGCCAUUGAGCAUGGUUCCAUAACACAUCUUUCAGUCUCUUCAGUUGGCUUUGGUCCCAUACAUUUACUAUCAGGUAACUUUGCAAUCGUCCGACUGAAUUCUAAAAAUAUUUUGCAGUGAACUUCUUUCUUCCUCCAUCCCUCACCGCAUGUCACGCUGCACGGACUCCAAUCAUCGUCUUUGAUGUAACUAUGAGAAAAAACAAUUUAGCUUUGUAUGUGAUGAUAGCUUCAGUACUAUUUAAAGACGACGUGCAUGAUUGGAUGCGAAAAUAUUUAGGACUACAUAAUUCAAAUGUUUUAUAAGUAAAAAAAAAAUUAAUAAAUAUCAAGACACUGGCAGUUUUUUCGUUUGAUUUAAAUAUUUUCUUAUUCACCGUCUACUUACAUCGAUGCUUAAGUGCCUUGAAAUCGUGAUUAAUAUUCAUAAUUCUAUUCAAAUUCUAAAGGGAGUUCACACAUGAUAACACAUGCUAGGUGCGAAGGGAUCGAUAUAUGUAUGUUGAGAACUACCAAUCCUAAUAGAAUUCGUUCUGGCUGGUAUAUGUAGAAGUAUGUGCACCAGUGUGUCUGUGUGUAAACGCCAAUUGUACCUGGAAUCUUAAUUUACAUUUUUCUGUAUAUAGCGUUAAGCGAAUUAUAACUAUGCUAAUAUAAAACCACUCUGUGAAUGAUCAGAGGAAAAAAUAGCAUUGUUAGUGUCAGUGCAAAGAUGUAUAGUAUCUUAGAGUAUCGGAAAAGUGUUUCGAAGCAAAAUAAAGAGUAGACAAACUUUAGUCAGUGUAAGAUGUGCAAGGAAAUAUAAAUUUUAUAGUGCAGUGCAUAGAGUUGAAAAAGUUUAAUCGUUGAUAAAGUAAUGGUCCAUGACAGGUAAUGAACUGAAGGGUUUUUGUGAAAUAAUCGAGGAGAGUGCACACGAAAUUGAUCAGAGUUGAACUAAGAUAAUAAGUGGUAUACGUUCCAUUUUCCUUUGAAUAAACUUUAAUGUGAUACCUAUCGUUUCGGUCGUCUCAAAACAUGAAACGGUUCUGGAUUCAAAAGGGAGCUAUAACGGUGAUGAACGUUUAUUAUAGAAUCGUCCUUAAACCACUUUAUUAUGAUCGAAAAUGGUUUGAAGACGAUGUUUCCAUAGUGAUAAAAUAUACAAGCUAUGAACGAAAAGGGACAACAGCCACUGGAUGUGUGUAUGGAGUGGGGUAAUGUUAUUAAUUGUAAAAGAUGUGAUGUUGUAUUGAAUUCAAAAGUGAAACCUUUAAUUAAUACUGGUUAAGGUACAAUACCUUACAUACAACCAGCCACACGCAAAGAAUAUUUUGUAAUUGCUGAAAACAACAACAAAAUAC